AUGGCAGAUACUUUUCAAAGUGGUGUAAGAGCUACUUGGCUUGCAGACGCAGCAUUGGCAGAUGGAAAGGCGGAAAUGUCGUUUAUGCUUGCUGUCGCUGCCGAAAUGAUGUCGUUAGAAAACGAGACAAGGGGUGCAACAGAAUAUCCGGGGUUUCUAGAGAGGGUGGCUAUGAUCCCGGCUGUCAAUCAGGUUGAAAUAGGCGGUGGCAUGACUAUAUACUUCGUCCCCUCAGACUUUGAGCGCAAAUAUGGAGUAAGGACUGGAGGAGAAAUACGUUUCGCAGCAAAACGGCCAGAGUGGUUAACUCUAUCUGAUAACCAUCAGACCGAAGUCGAGUACCCCAGGUCUUCAGUUGCAACUGCUCCUGAUCAAAUACUUGACGACUAUCUAAGCCGUGUUCCAUUGGAAAAUGACUGCAAAGGAAAAUUGGUUGAAGAUCUUCAUGAUAAGUAUCUGCUCUUCACCGCAUAA
Messenger RNA from Venustampulla echinocandica, 474 nucleotides. RefSeq lists its product as uncharacterized. The transcript is spliced from 5 exons. Bases 1 to 474 code for a protein of 157 amino acids. The record is from RefSeq and is a predicted model, not a curated record. Lineage: Eukaryota; Fungi; Ascomycota; Leotiomycetes; Helotiales; Pleuroascaceae.